AAGUAAUAAAAUAGAAAUUCUAUACAAAUAAAAUUUUUUGAAAAACAAAAUUUUAGAUAAUUUGAAGAGUCAGCGAGAGCAAAGAAGUAUUUUGUGUGCGAGUCUCUGAGCUUUUUUUUUUUUUUUUUGGGGGUCCAAAAGAAGAAGAAGAAGAAGAAGAGAAGUUGACAAAGAACGACAUUAGAAUUCAGAAAAGAAUGGGCAAUUGCUGCUCCGACGACGCCGGCGGUCGGAUGGCCGUCGGCGGCACCGCCGCUUCUCACGCCAAUCCCAACGCCGCCACUUCAAACGACGCCGUCGAGAACUUCCUCCGUUCCCACGGCUACCCCUUCUCUCAGAUCGAGUUAUCGUUAUCUGCUUCCGGCUUACGAGACCGAGAUGUGUUCUCCAAGAGUGACCCCAUGGUGGUUAUUUAUACAAAAGAAAGGGAUGGGACACUUGUGGAGCUCGGUCGCACAGAAGUGGUUUUGAAUUCAAUAAAUCCUACAUGGAUAACAAAACAGACCAUUGCUUUUCAUUUUGAGGUCGUGCAGACUUUGGUGUUUCGUGUGUAUGAUGUUGAUACUCAGUUCCACAAUGUUGAUGUGAAGAUGCUUAAGCUGGAUGAGCAGCAAUUCCUUGGUGAGGGAACUUGUACACUCUCUGAGAUAAUGAUUAGGCAAGACAGGUCAUUGACCAUAGAUCUUUUACACAGAGAAGAGUCAAACAGAGGAAAUCAUUCUCGAAACUGUGGAAAAAUUACCGUGCAUGCUGAGGAGUCUGCUAGCUCAAAGACUACGAUAGAAAUGAUAUUAAGUUGUUCAGACUUGGAAUAUAAGGAUCUCUUCUCAAGAAGUGACCCUUUUUUGGUAAUAUCAAAGAUCGUGGAGGGUGGGGCCGUGAUUCCUGUUUGCAAAACAGAAGUCAUAAAGAAUGAGCUCAAACCAAAAUGGAAUCCAAUAUUUUUGAGUAUUCAACAAGUUGGAAGCAAGGACCAAGGACUCAUAAUAGAGUGUUUCAAUUUCAAUAGCAAUGGGAAACAUGAUUUGAUUGGAAAAGUUGAAAAAUCACUAGCAGACUUGGAAAAACUUCACCGCAGUAAGCAAGGUGAAAAUCUGUUCAUACCAAGUUCUGUUGGUCAUGGUCAUCCUCUUGAAACCAAGGUACUAAAGAGCCGUCUGUUUGUUGACAAGUUCACAGAGAGUGUCCAACAUACUUUCCUGGAUUACUUGGCCGGGGGAUUUGAAUUGAACUUUAUGGUGGCUAUUGAUUUCACAGCUUCAAAUGGAAAUCCUCGCCUGCCUGAUUCUUUGCAUUAUAUAGAUCCGUCAGGACGACCAAAUGCAUACCAGAGAGCAAUUUCAGAGGUUGGCGAAGUGUUAAAAUUUUACGAUACAGAUAAGCGCUUUCCUGCCUGGGGUUUUGGAGCCCGCCCGAUUGACGGUCCUGUGUCUCAUUGUUUCUACUUGAAUGGAAGUAGUCAUUACUAUGAGGUCGAAGGCAUUCAUGGAAUUAUGAUGGCAUAUAUGAGCGCCCUGCGUAAUGUUUCUCUUGCAGGGCCAACUCUUUUUGGACCCGUGAUAAGUUAUGCUGCAUCGAUUGCGAGCCAGUCUCUUGCAAAUGGUGGCCGAAAAUACUUUGUUUUGUUAAUAAUCACGGAUGGAGUAGUAACGGAUCUCCAAGAAACCAAAGACGCCAUUGUUAAAGCAUCUGAUCUACCGCUUUCUAUCCUCAUUGUUGGGGUCGGAGGAGCUGACUUCAAAGAAAUGGAGAUCUUAGAUGCUGACAAGGGAGGCAGACUCGAAAGCUCAACGGGACGAGUUGCCUCACGUGAUAUAGUCCAGUUUGUUCCAUUGCGUGAUGUACACGGUGGCCAAGUUUCUGUUGUUCAAGCACUUCUAGCAGAAUUGCCUACUCAAUUUCUGACCUACAUGCGAACAAGAGAUAUUAAACCAAACGUAUAAUUAUUGAAGAUUGUAUAUAUGAAAAUCAAUUCUGUUAUUGAUCUUCAUGCAUUCUGAAAACAUUCUUCUCGUAUCGCGUGGUGAGAUCCCAUGGUUUUACCAAGAAGAAUCAUUUCGCAUUGUAUAAUCAAACAUUUGGGAUCCGAUGGCUACAAAAGUUUCUGGUGGCCUUGUGCAGACUCUGUAAAAAGCUCCACGCGAAGAAAUCAUUCGAUCCAUUUGUCCUCGAAGGAUUACGGGCACAAAAGAAAUGAAGAAGGUAGGGUAGAAAAAUAUAACUUUUCUCAAAAUCGGCGAUCGGAAAAAAUUGGUGAUACGAAAUUGGAAAUUUAGAAACUUCCUUUUGAUAUGUCUACAAGAGCUUUUGGCAAUAGGUUUUCAUGAAUUUUAGGGUAAAAUCCUGAAGUUAGCCUGUGUGACUGCUGAGGCAGCAUUCCUUUCCAAUUUCUCUUGUAUACGAGACCUUUUGAAUUUUGAGUGCAUAUUUUUCAAAUAAA
This is a messenger RNA of Morus notabilis, 2440 nucleotides long. Its product is annotated as protein BONZAI 1. Gene Ontology annotation, molecular function: calcium-dependent phospholipid binding. The transcript has 16 exons. Gene Ontology annotation, biological process: cellular response to calcium ion. The record is from RefSeq and is a predicted model, not a curated record. Lineage: Eukaryota; Viridiplantae; Streptophyta; Magnoliopsida; Rosales; Moraceae. Gene Ontology annotation, cellular component: plasma membrane. The coding region runs from base 198 to 1943 and encodes 581 amino acids.